Messenger RNA from Leptidea sinapis, 678 nucleotides. Its product is annotated as probable NADH dehydrogenase [ubiquinone] 1 alpha subcomplex subunit 12. Bases 54 to 533 code for a protein of 159 amino acids. Gene Ontology annotation, biological process: response to oxidative stress; mitochondrial respiratory chain complex I assembly. Lineage: Eukaryota; Metazoa; Arthropoda; Insecta; Lepidoptera; Pieridae. Gene Ontology annotation, cellular component: membrane. The transcript has 4 exons. The record is from RefSeq and is a predicted model, not a curated record.
CAAAUUUGGCAAGCGAACUAAUUACUAAAAGUGAUAUUUAAAAAAAUAUUAAAAUGUCGAAUUAUUUGGCUCUUGACAAAAUAGCAAGAUUUUUUAGAAUCAUCAGGAAAAAUGGCGGUCUCAUUGGAUCUCUUUUCAAGCUAUGGCGUACUGAUACGUUAAAGGAUGGAGUAUUGGUGGGUACUGACUGCUUUGGUAAUAAAUACUUUGAAAACACAUAUUAUAUGACGUCACGCUGUCGUUGGGUAGAGUUUAACCCAAUGGUCAAAUGGGAUUAUGACGCAAGUCAGAUUACAGCGAAGUGGCAUGGUUGGGUACAUUACAAGACUGACAAACUUCCCAAAGACGAUUGUGCAAAGUUUUGUCUGUAUAGCUGUUGUUGGACACAAUGCUGGUUGUUACCACAUGAGGAGAACCUAUCUGGAACCGACAAAGCAUUUUAUCCCUUUAAGACGACGAAGGAUCACAUAGCUGUAUGGGAUGGUUGUUCUGUGAGUACCCGUGCAGCCAAAGCCAAUAUUUGCCGCGCGUAAUUACGCGCGUUAUUAUCAAUGGAAAGGAAUUCCUGUCCAUUGUGUUGUUUGAAUUGAGAUAUAUAUUUUUCUAAAUUACUAGAAAGCGUUUCGUUGUGCUAUGAAUGUGCUGUAUAUUUCUAAAAACUCAUUAAUAAAAAUUGUA